UUCAGUGCUCUCCCAAACUUGUCCAACUACACACACAUAAUAUUAUGGUGUAUGUAUAUUGUGAAUAUACUCAAUUUAUUUACCUGGGCAGCUAAAUGCCCGACUCCAAAAUCUCGUAUCACUAAUACAAUAUCGCAAUACAUGCUUUAUUUGUAUAGUUGCAAACCAUCUCCUAUCUCGUAUUAUGCUCUAUGCUCUUAGAGAUCUUGAGAUGGGUUGGCUUACCUACGUACACUCGUCCUCUACUUUGCUAUGGCCGAAUAUACUGAGCUCGAGCUCAAGACCUUCGAACUAUCUAGUGGGGAUUCCAACAUGUCGCUGUCCGCAACUUCGUUAGCAUUAAUUUCAAACAAGCCAUUUCCGCAACAUUCAUCGGAGGAACUUUGCCGGUUGAUUCAAGCAAAGCAGCUAUGGCUCGUUUCUCCAGGACUCUGCCGGAUACAAAUCGCAAUAGAUCAGAACCAAUUUCCCAGCUUAACAAACGAGACUGAGGUUGGAUUUCUAGAGUAUCUAGCUGACGUGAUCUGCCAAUGUCCUCUCUGGACCACAUUAGGCCUUAUAAUCAAGCAAGAGGACAUCCAGCAUCAGCCGCUUUAUGAUGGUGCCCCAAACCUCUACUUCAUUAUCGAGCAUCCAAAUAAGUCAUCUGUACUUCUCUCACCUCCACACAUUCCUACAGCUCGUUUUGAUGGUGUAGAGUGUCUAUUCCGUUAUCAACAUGGAAACUCCAGGGAGGUUUAUACUGAUACGAAACAUCCUGGUGUGGACAUAGACGACCAUACCCCCGAGCUUGGCCCGCAAACACAAGUACCAGGCCUAAUCCAUGAUUUAUAUCGUCAUGAGUGGUCGAGUGAUAUUUUGCCAGACUUCGUGAUGGAUAUCACCACAGAAAAUACUCGACGGCAGUGGGAAAAUGCAGCUCAUUUGGUCCAGAUGGCUCUAUACGUAAUCAUUGGCACCAAGAAACGUAUGCGUGGUCUACGACUGUUCCAGCUUGAUACGAGGCCCUCGUUACUCGAAUUAGCCCCAGCUAUAUGGAACGCCCAUCACCUACAGGCAGUGACAACUCAUUCAAAUAAUUUUCACAUCAUUUCAUCUAUUUUGGCCGCAUCCACUCAAGCCCAAUCGCCCUCGUUAAGACAGAAGAGCAUGAAAUUACAGAUAAGCAACGCCCAUGGUAAUAACCCACUGGACAACACAGAGGCAGAGAUCGACAUAACUCUCCUUCGAGAUUCUAUCCAGCAGAGGCUUUGGGAUUUGGUAAGAACAACAUUGAAAUCAACCAUUCCGACGAAGAACGUCAAUAUGAAUGCAUAUGCACAACGGGGCGAAACAGCCGAUGAAGUACUCGACCUUAUACUAGUAGAAGCCGACUACUUUGAUGAGUUUGGUAGCGACGACAUCGUUUUCAGGAAUGGCCUCAACAAGAAUUGGCCACUACGUCACCUUUCUGGGUCUCAAAUAGACGACGACGACGACGACGAACGAGAUGCAGAGGAAUAUCAGCAAAGGUUCGAAAAUGAGAAUAUAGAAUGUAUCGAUGAGAAAUUCUGCCUAGAGUAUGCAGACCUAUUAGAGGAGACGCCUAAUCGUAUGCUGGGGUUUGGUGUUCAAGGUAAUUUUUCUACCAGCCCCUUCGAAGAACUAUAUUAUAACCCACCAACUAUACAACAACACUCGUUUGAUGAGCUUGGGGAUCAUGACGAUGAUUUGGGCAGAUCUGAUUACAUCUACGACGUUGAUACCAACUACGAUACCAUAAACGAGUAUUUACUGAUUCCAGAAACUGAGGGCGGAAUGAAGACUGGGCAAAGCACACAUGGAUAUAGUGAUGAUUAUAUGAUGGAAGUAGACGGUGAUGUAAUGUAUGAACUUGGUCGAGAAAAUAAAGGGGCAUUUCAUGGUUCCAGAAAUGUAUAAACAAUGUUGGUAGACAUAACCAAGUAAAUACAUAAUAAUUACAAGUGCUAGACGCGGCCUGCUUUCAUCAAAGCACUUUUAUAGAUGGCACCAUCUUGAGUCUAUUAUACGUCCCCCCCUUAAACGCUAAACCCCUGGAACGCUUCAUGAUGAUUCUUUAUAUA
This is a messenger RNA of Hypoxylon fragiforme, 2084 nucleotides long. RefSeq lists its product as uncharacterized. Bases 253 to 1920 code for a protein of 555 amino acids. The transcript has 3 exons. The record is from RefSeq and is a predicted model, not a curated record. Lineage: Eukaryota; Fungi; Ascomycota; Sordariomycetes; Xylariales; Hypoxylaceae.